GGAGUACAGUAGCGUGUUAGGGGCAUGAGUAAAUGCAGGCGUUUCUCUCUCCCUUAAUUGCCUUGGCGUGCUUCUUUCCCUGCACCCUCCGCCUGCCUCAAUUACAUUAUUCCCCCAGACUUGGAAGCCGCUGACUGAGCUGACGCUUUGAUGGUAUCUGCAAGCUCCUCUGCUGAUCCUCUUUCUACCCCCUGAAUAUUAAAACCCGAAUCUGGUAGCAAUACAUCUCCCCAGUGACAGGAUCUACUAGAGGCAGGUGGGGGAGCCACCAUCAGAUCAUAAGCAUAAUAAUAAUACAAAGGGGAGGGAGUCUUCUGCAACCAAAAGAAAAAAGGCGAGAGGAGGAAAAAAAAAAAAAAAAAAAAAAGCGAUGAGCUCGCCAAAUAUAUGGAGCACAAGAAGCCCAAUCUACUCGACUCCUGCAUUUUCCCAGAAAAUGACGGUGUGGAUUCUGCUCCUGCUAUCGCUCUACCCGGGCCUCACUAGCCAAAAAUCUGAUGAUGACUAUGAAGACUAUGCUUCUAAUAAAACAUGGGUCUUGACUCCAAAAGUUCCUGAGGGUGAUGUCACCGUCAUCUUAAACAAUCUACUGGAAGGCUAUGAUAAUAAACUUCGACCUGAUAUAGGAGUGAAACCAACAUUAAUUCACACAGACAUGUAUGUGAAUAGCAUUGGUCCAGUGAACGCUAUAAACAUGGAGUACACGAUUGAUAUAUUUUUUGCCCAAACAUGGUAUGACAGACGUCUGAAAUUUAACAGCACCAUUAAAGUCCUCCGAUUAAACAGCAACAUGGUGGGGAAAAUCUGGAUUCCAGAUACUUUCUUCAGAAACUCAAAAAAGGCUGAUGCACAUUGGAUAACCACCCCCAAUAGGAUGCUGAGAAUUUGGAAUGACGGCCGAGUACUCUACACUCUAAGGUUGACAAUUGAUGCUGAGUGCCAAUUACAGUUGCACAACUUCCCAAUGGAUGAACAUUCCUGCCCCCUGGAGUUCUCUAGUUAUGGCUAUCCCCGUGAAGAAAUUGUCUAUCAAUGGAAGCGCAGUUCUGUUGAAGUGGGUGACACAAGAUCCUGGAGGCUUUAUCAGUUUUCAUUUGUUGGACUGAGAAAUACCACUGAGGUAGUGAAGACGACUUCUGGAGAUUAUGUGGUCAUGUCUGUCUACUUUGACCUGAGCAGAAGAAUGGGAUACUUCACCAUCCAGACCUAUAUCCCCUGCACACUGAUUGUCGUCCUAUCCUGGGUGUCUUUCUGGAUCAAUAAGGAUGCUGUUCCAGCAAGAACAUCUCUAGGUAUCACUACUGUCUUGACAAUGACCACCCUCAGCACCAUUGCCCGGAAAUCGCUCCCCAAGGUCUCCUAUGUCACAGCGAUGGAUCUCUUUGUAUCUGUUUGCUUCAUCUUUGUCUUCUCUGCUUUGGUGGAGUAUGGCACCCUGCAUUAUUUUGUCAGCAACCGGAAACCAAGCAAGGACAAAGACAAAAAGAAGAAAAACCCUGCCCCUACCAUUGAUAUCCGCCCACGAUCAGCAACCAUUCAAAUGAACAAUGCCACACAUCUUCAAGAGAGAGACGAAGAAUAUGGGUAUGAGUGUCUGGAUGGCAAGGACUGUGCCAGUUUUUUCUGCUGUUUUGAAGACUGCCGAACAGGGGCUUGGAGACAUGGAAGGAUACAUAUCCGUAUUGCCAAAAUGGACUCAUAUGCUCGGAUCUUCUUCCCCACUGCCUUCUGCUUGUUCAAUCUGGUUUAUUGGGUGUCCUACCUUUACCUGUAAAGAGGAGGGGGGGAUAUUGAUAUGGUCUUAUUCACUGAAUCUCAUGGAGAGAAGAUAUUCUAAGUCCACUUAAAAUAAUCUCCUCUAUGGAUUAUAAUGAUAUGAAUUUUGUUU
This is a messenger RNA of Trichechus manatus latirostris (Florida manatee), 1888 nucleotides long. RefSeq names its product gamma-aminobutyric acid type A receptor subunit gamma2 (gene GABRG2). Gene Ontology annotation, molecular function: benzodiazepine receptor activity; GABA-gated chloride ion channel activity; GABA-A receptor activity. NCBI's taxonomy places the organism in Eukaryota, Metazoa, Chordata, Mammalia, Sirenia, Trichechidae. Gene Ontology annotation, biological process: nervous system process; regulation of postsynaptic membrane potential; chloride transmembrane transport. Gene Ontology annotation, cellular component: plasma membrane; postsynapse; GABA-A receptor complex. The record is from RefSeq and is a predicted model, not a curated record. The coding region runs from base 371 to 1774 and encodes 467 amino acids. The transcript is spliced from 9 exons.